CCAGCCAUCCCAAUAUUUCGAGGGAGUUUGAACUUUUGAGUGUCCGGAUGGGAUAACCAGUCAACCGAGAAAUUCACGUCAUUUUAAGGAAAGAGAAAAGAAAAUUCUCAGAGACUAGAGAACGAGGGAGAGUGAGGGGGCUGGAGGGAGACGACAUUGAUGGGCGUAUGACUUAGGGUUUCCGAUAACUUGCAGUGAAACGUUCCUGUUCGUCCAUGGCCUCUAAGCUGUUCCAUUUCUGUGUUCUUCUGUGCUUUCUCGCUCGGCUUCACGCCUCUCUCUCUGCUUCUGAAGAGGUUGCAUUGCUGCAAUCAGUUCCUGAUCUUGAGAAUGCAAUGUACAUUGUUGUUGAUGGAUUCCCUUGUGUGCGACUUCUUAACCUAUCUGGGGAGAUUGGUUGUUCAAAUCCUGGCCGUGAUAAGGUUGUUGCUCCAAUUGUAAGAUUGAAGAAUGCUGAUAAGUUGUCUCAAUUAUCGGCAAUAUUGGUGUCAUUAAAUGAAUUUGACAGUUUCCUUGCUAGAGUAUCAAACGAUUCCAAUUUUGCUAGACGCAUAGGUGGUGUUUUAGUUGAAUCAGAGAGUGAAAUCAAAAAUGGGUUGAAAGGAUUUUCUCCAGAUCAAAAGUUUCCACAAGCUGAAUUCUCUCCUUAUCGAAGCAUCAAUUAUCAAUGGAACCCAAUUGGAUCUGGUAGGAUGUGGAAGAAUUACAAUUUCCCUAUAUUCCUUCUUUCUGAAAGUAGCACGUCGAUCCUGAAGGAGGCUGCCAUAAAGAAUGAAGACCACCAAAAUGUUUAUACUGCAAAUGUUGCUGAAUUUGAUCUGGUGAUGCAGACAACAAAAGCACGAACUCUUGAUUCAGAAUCCUGUUUGAAGGGAGAGACUUGCCUUCCUUUAGGUGGAUACAGUGUGUGGUCGGCACUUCCACCAAUUCAAGAUUUGUCUUCUGAAUCAUCCAAGCGUAUCAUAUUAGCAACUGCAUCCAUGGAUUCUGCUUCUUUCUUCCGUGACAAAAGUCUUGGUGCAGAUUCUCCUAUAUCUGGACUGAUCUCAUUGCUGGCGGCAGUUGAUGCACUCUCUCAUGCUGAGGGUUCCCACAGUCUUGAUAAACAGCUUGUUUUUGCAAUUUUCACUGGAGAGGCUUGGGGUUACCUUGGCAGCCGAAGAUUCCUACUUGAACUUGAUCAACAUUCAGACGCUGUUAAUGGGCUUAACAACUCGUUGAUUGACACGAUUGUGGAAAUUGGAUCUGUUGGAAAGGGCUUUAGUCAGGGCAUCAAGAGGUUGUUUGCACAUACCACACGGGCUUCCACUGCCACAAAUGAAACAUUGAAUGCUUUACAGCUUGCUCAAGAUUCAUUUCAAUCUAGUGGGAUUGAGGUCUUGUCAGCAAAUGCAUCAAAUCCUGGCAUACCUCCAUCAUCAUUGAUGGCUUUUUUGAAGAAGAACCCUGAGGCUUCUGGUGUUGUCUUGGAAGAUUUUGAUACUGUCUUCACUAACCAAUUCUACCAUAGCCAUCUUGAUGGUUUGUCAAACAUCAACUCCUCAGCCAUAGUGGCUGCUGCUUCUCUUGUUGCCCGCACUCUUUACAUUCUUGCCAGUGAAAAAAAGCAUUUUACUACUGCAGCUCUAAAUGCUAUCAAUGUGAAUUCAUCUCUGGUCGAAGAACUUGUGGGUUGUCUAUUGACCUGUGAACCGGGUUUAUCAUGUGGGCUUGUGAAGCACUAUAUUUUGCCCUCCACCGCCUGCCCAAACCAUUAUGUUGGUGUCCUACUGGGGGAACCUUCAUCCACACCAUAUCUGGGAUACAUUGGUGAUGUUCCACGAUUUUUGUGGAACUUUCUGGCUGAAAAAACAUCAAUUCCUGCAGAUAGUGCAGGUUCUGCUUGCCCGAACAACUGCACUAAUACUGGUCAACUGUGCAUUAGACCAGAGACUGAUGGAAAGGGAGUUUGUGUUGUCUCCACAACCAGGUAUGUGCCAGCAUAUUCAACCCGGUUGAAGUAUGAAUCAGAAAGUUGGAAGGUCUUGGCCCCCAAUUCUUCUGAUUCCAUCGGUAUGGUUGACCCUGUUUGGACAGAGAGCAAUUGGGACGUGAUUAGGCUGCGGUUGUAUACUAAACAGGAUUCGUCUUAUGACUGGAUAGUUCUGCUUGCGGGCUUUAGUGUCACAGUAUUGGCUUACCUUGCUAUAGUAAUCACCAGAGCCCUCAUCAAUAAGGCCCUGAAGAUGGAUUGACAUCUACUUGCGUUAGUCUUCACCCAAGUUGGCUGAAGUGUGAUCCAAAAGUUAAAAAGACUUGUGGUACCCGUCUGAUGUUGCCAUUCUGGGUAAGUUUUUUAGAAAUAUACCCAUACAAAAGUACAAGGGAAUACAGGGCUAGUGGGAGCGAACAUCAAUUGGCCAGUAGUUUUGGUAGAAGAAAAGCUCUUGACAUUUUGAUUCAUGCAGACAUUUAACACUGUUUGCAUGGCAUUAAUGUCAUGCAUUAUUAUUGUAGUUUAUCUUCGUUUGCUUUAUGGAAAAAUAUCGCAAAUUGUGUUUUUUUUUUUUUUCAGUUUGUUUUGCUUGGACUUUAGAAGGUGGGGGGUGGGUUAUGCAUGAUAUGGUCUUGUAAGGGUAAAAGACUUGCAAGUCUUGGUGAAACUGGUUUGUAACUAAGGCUCCAGAUCCACUCUUGUGAAGACGACAUCUUUACUGUCUGGCUGCUGACAAAGGUCGUCGCCAGUGUUGUGUUGUCACAGCACAGAUGUUUACCAUGAGUGUAGUGAUGCGCCCACUAUUCACAUAUUUGCAAUUCAAAGAUAUGAAUGACCCAUCAAAAUCAAGGGCGAUCAAUGUAUGCUCAAUAAUUUAUUGACUUGGAUUUGGUUGGGUUUUGCUUCUGAAGUAAUUAAUUGUAUCAAAUUCAAUCAGAAUUUUCUUUUAA
Messenger RNA from Diospyros lotus (date-plum), 2925 nucleotides. Its product is annotated as nicastrin. NCBI's taxonomy places the organism in Eukaryota, Viridiplantae, Streptophyta, Magnoliopsida, Ericales, Ebenaceae. Gene Ontology annotation, biological process: protein processing. The record is from RefSeq and is a predicted model, not a curated record. The coding region runs from base 216 to 2234 and encodes 672 amino acids. The transcript has 16 exons. Gene Ontology annotation, cellular component: membrane.